This is a messenger RNA of Vitrella brassicaformis, 2874 nucleotides long. The record is from the annotation of a GenBank genome assembly. NCBI's taxonomy places the organism in Eukaryota, Vitrellaceae.
GGCUCCCUUCCGCCCUUCCUUUUGCUCAUCUUGCCGUCCUGAGCCAAGCAGUUAGGCUGUCUGUCGUCUUCUCUCUUUUUUCAUUUUUCGGGUAUGAUGCCACGCACGUCACCUUUCACGCCCUCGGGAGCAAGUUCCUGCGCAUUCUGUCUGUUGGCCUGCCCUGUGUGUGCACAGCCAAAGAGUAGAGGAGUUCCUUGUCGACUGACCGCCCCUCUGCUUGGGAGCAGCAGGGAAGAGGUCUGAGACCUCUGUCGCGUUGAGGGCGCCAUGGCUCUCACGUACGAAAACCUGAUCGCCUCCUGGAUUACCCACUUCCUGGAGACCACGUCCGAGGCGCCAGAGACCUGCGCAGAGAUCUUCUACCACCCCGGUGAGCGGCACAGCUGCGAGACUGCCUCUGCGGGAUGCAUCGGCCCACCAUUGACGUGUUGUGUUGUCUGUGUGUUGUCUGUCUGUUGCCAACAGGUUCUGAGAUGCGUUUGACCGACGUCGGUGGCGAGGUGCACGAGGCCCGCGGCAUAGCUGACAUCCGCCGCGUCUACGAGGCCUUCGAGACGCGCUUCAAGCACUCCCGCAUGUACGGCCUCCAGCUGGCGGUCUUCCGGGAGGCCGGCAGAUGGUGCAUGAGCGUCGAGGGCAUGCACCUGCAGCUGAACGGGCACCUCAUGGCCACCAAGCGCGUGUUUGUGUUGGCGUUUGUGCCCACGGUCGAGGGCGGCGGUCACGUCAUUCUCGUCAGCAAGGACACUGGGGAGUUCCGCGAUAGGGGCAUGCUCCCGGCUGUGCCCGAGGGCGGCCUCACCCCGCCCAAAUAUGGCGGCCGUGCGCAAGGCCCUCGUUUCUUCCUCGCCGGCCCUACCAGCAUCCGCUCCACGUCGGUCGGCCAGCCCAACACCAACGGGAGCAGCAACAUGUCCUCGCCUCUGGAGCCCCUCUCCCCAGACGGCAGCAACGGGAGUGGCGGCGUUGGCGGCAGCGGGGAUAGUGGCGGCAACAACGCGCCAUCGUUCGAGCAGCCGCCGCAGCAGCAGCCACAGCAGCAGCCCGAGCAGCAGAAGGCACAGCAACAGCAACAGCAACCCGCCCCCCAGGAGGGAGACCACGAUGGCCAAGUUGCUGACCCGCAGCAGCAGCCGCAGCAGCAGCCCGAGCAGCAGCAGGCGGCUGACAUGGCCACCCCUGCUGCACCGGUGCCUGAGGUUCCCGGGGCGCCCGCCAACGACAAUGACGCCGACAAUGACGAGGAGGAGGAGGAGGAGGAGGAGGAGGAGACGAGUGAGGACGGGGAGGGUGAGGGGCAAGGGGCGGCGGAUGGCGAUGGGGGCGAGGGCCAGGAUGCCGCCAACAGGGCGGACGAGGCUGCUGGAGCCAACCAGGUCGGUAAUGUUGUGGGCCGCCCGCCCGUCGUCGUUCAGCCACGUAAGCGGGAAGGGGAGGAGGCACGGCCAGCCAGACAGCCAGCGAGAGAGGGAAACAAGGGUGCAUUUAGGGAUGUGCAUGUAUGUGCGUGAUUGUAUGUGUCGUCAGGUGUGGGAGGUGCCGUUGUCGCCGCGGCCCCGCUGGUCACACUCAACGACACCGGUCCAACACUCGAAGAAAGUAGGGCGACGCACAGCAUGACAAGGGGGGCGGGGGAAUCACAUCCUCCUGUCCCCGUGACCACCGUGUCUGUCUGUCUGUCUGUCUGUUCUUGUUGUCUUUCCAGGCGUUUCGAUGGCGCGGGCCCGACACCCUCGCCCCCAGCAGCAGGCACAGCCAGCCCAGGUGACACACAACACGCACAGACCGACCCCCACACCCCCAACCAUGUAUCUCAUGACCUUUCUCUGCCUGUUUGUCCUUCAGAAUGGUGCUGGGUCCGGCCAUCAGGGGGGCGUGCGAGGGGGAGGGGCGCGGGGGCAUCCCCACGGGCAGCGGUACUGGCGCGAGCGGCCGGACAAGGUGUUCCGCAACGGUGCCGGUAUCGGAGCGGCCCCUAAGGUGGUGCAGGGGUCCGUUGAGCCCUCCCAGUGGCUCUUCUGCUCGGAUACGCCUGACGACAUCGACAAUUUGAGCGAGAAGGACUGCGACACGCUUCUGAAGCGCCUCAACGAAGCCAUCAAGUACCACAUCCCGCACGGCAAGGUGUUGGAGAUUGAGCAGCCCGCAGACAUCCAGAGGAUCCGUGACAAGAGCCGUCACAUCCCCUACUACAAGCCGCCCACCUUCGUUUUCAUCAAGAUGGACUCGAUCACCACCGCUGAGGCCUUCCUGCGCCUCGAGGCCCGCAGCAAGGGCCAGACCCCGUAUCAUCAGCGGGGGGCUGAGGGCAAGCCGACCGGGCCGUCGUCGCCGUAUGCGGCGGUACUCUCGCCAUUCGGUCGACUGACGUGGCGCAAGUCUGACCGGGAGAAGCGGUUCGGUGGGCCGUCGGGGAGGGGCGGGGGGAGCCCGGCCUCGCCAGGCAACCGUGGCGGCGGGCGUGGGUGGUGUGGUGGCGGCCCGCCUGCUGGCCGUGGCGAUGCCGGCAGACGUGGCCGCGGUGCAGGGGCGGACAGAGGAGGGAUGCGCGGGGCCCGGGGCGGGCCUCGCGGCCGAUGAUCGAUCGAUCCAACACUACUAUCCUUCCAUCAAGCACGGUGAGCAGACACAGACAGACACGCACACACACACACACACGCACCCUCUCUCAUGUUGUGUGUAUUCUCUCCUUCUGUGCGUGUGCGUUCUGGUUGUCAGACCCUAGUAAAGGCGUUCUUCUCUAUGCAUUUUGUGUCGUCGCAAGCUGCCACGCAGUCAGGCGUCCAGGCAGGGUGGGCUGGUGCGUGAAUGCAGGGUGGCGUGCAUGAGUUCUGUCUGCGUGGCUGAUCGGGUUGUGAUUUUUCGGCAGUG